Helobdella robusta is the source of this 630-nucleotide messenger RNA. RefSeq lists its product as hypothetical. Gene Ontology annotation, molecular function: mRNA binding. Gene Ontology annotation, biological process: mRNA splice site recognition; alternative mRNA splicing, via spliceosome. Gene Ontology annotation, cellular component: cytoplasm; nucleus; ribonucleoprotein complex. The coding region runs from base 1 to 630 and encodes 209 amino acids. The transcript is spliced from 7 exons. NCBI's taxonomy places the organism in Eukaryota, Metazoa, Annelida, Clitellata, Rhynchobdellida, Glossiphoniidae. The record is from RefSeq and is a predicted model, not a curated record.
AUGGCACACAGAGUUUAUCUUGGUCGUCUACCUGCCACAGUACGCCAGAGAGAUAUAGAAAGAUUUUUUGAGGGGUAUGGAAAAGUACAUGAUAUUGUACUGAAAAAUGGUUUUGGCUUCCUGGAGUUUGAGGAUGGUCGGGAUGCUGAAGAAGCUGUUAAUGAUCUAAAUGGGAAAUCAUUGUUAGGAGAAAGGUUAAUCUUGGUACAACAUGCCAACUCAAGUGUACAUAGAAACAACAACAGGAGACCAGCUAGAGGAGAUAGGUUACUAUCUAAUUUAUUUGUUAUCUACCUUUCAGGCUGGGGAGCAGGAGGAAGUUACGGGCCACCAACCAGGACUGAAUACAGAGUCCGAAUUGAAAAUUUAUCAUCAAGAUGCAACUGGCAGGAUUUAAAAGAGUACCUAAACAAGACUGGAGAAGUGUGCUUUUGUGAUUGCAACAACAGAAGGAUGAAUGAAGGAGUAGCUGAAUUUGCCACAUUGGGGGACAUGAAAAAUGUUAUAACAAAAUUAAAUGGCAAGGAAUUUUUUGGGAGAACCAUCCGAAUCAUAGAUGACAGAGAUGGAAGUAGAUCAAAUAGCCGAAAGCGUUCAUACAGUAAAUCCAGAUCAAGAUCACCAUAUUAA